This is a messenger RNA of Enhydra lutris kenyoni (northern sea otter), 968 nucleotides long. Its product is annotated as Fas apoptotic inhibitory molecule. The coding region runs from base 63 to 668 and encodes 201 amino acids. Gene Ontology annotation, biological process: negative regulation of extrinsic apoptotic signaling pathway via death domain receptors; positive regulation of neurogenesis; canonical NF-kappaB signal transduction. The transcript is spliced from 6 exons. The record is from RefSeq and is a predicted model, not a curated record. Lineage: Eukaryota; Metazoa; Chordata; Mammalia; Carnivora; Mustelidae.
GGCAGCCUGCGGGUCUCUCCUUCCUGGCCAGGCCCUGUGAUCUGAAGACUAUUUUGCCAACCAUGGCAUCUGGAGAUGACAGUCCUAUCUUUGAAGAUGAUGAAAGCCCUCCUUAUAGCCUGGAAAAAAUGACAGAUCUCGUAGCCGUUUGGGAUGUCGCUUUAAGUGAUGGAGUCCAUAAGAUCGAGUUUGAACAUGGAACCACAUCAGGCAAACGAGUUGUAUAUGUAGAUGGGAAGGAAGAGAUAAGAAAAGAAUGGAUGUUCAAACUAGUGGGCAAAGAAACCUUCUGCGUUGGAGCUGCAAAGACAAAAGCAACCAUAAAUAUAGAUGCUGUCAGUGGAUUUGCAUAUGAAUAUACUCUGGAAAUUAAUGGGAAAAGUCUCAAGAAGUAUAUGGAGAACAGGUCAAAAACCACCAAUACUUGGGUAUUGCGUUUGGAUGGUGAGGACUUUAGAGUUGUUUUGGAAAAAGACACUAUGGAUGUAUGGUGCAAUGGUAAAAGAAUGGAGACAGCAGGUGAGUUUGUAGAUGACGGGACUGAAACUCACUUCAGUGUUGGGAACCAUGACUGUUACAUAAAGGCUGUCAGUAGUGGGAAGCGGAAAGAAGGGAUUAUCCAUAGUCUCAUUGUGGAUAAUAGAGAAAUUCCAGAGAUUCUUGAAUGACUUCAUGAUAAUGAAUUUUAAUCUUCAGAUGUAAAGAUCAACACUUUUAAAUUACUGUGGUAAUUAAAUAUGUUCAAUAUGUACUUUUCAGUACACUUAUUCUGCCAGGUGUUUAUUUUUUAGUUACUUGAAACUGUAAUAUUCCAAGGGUCAAAAAAAUUAUGUGCAAUCAUAAAAAUUGCAAUUUAUUUUGUAAAUAAUGUAAAGUGUUUUAAAGCCAAAUGGAAAAUAAGAUAUGGACUAAAAUCACUCGUGUUUUACAAGAGGAACUUUUACUAUAAUAAAUGCUAUAAAAUAAAA